Phaeoacremonium minimum UCRPA7 is the source of this 1551-nucleotide messenger RNA. Its product is annotated as putative wd repeat-containing protein. NCBI's taxonomy places the organism in Eukaryota, Fungi, Ascomycota, Sordariomycetes, Togniniales, Togniniaceae. The transcript is spliced from 2 exons. The record is from RefSeq and is a predicted model, not a curated record. The coding region runs from base 1 to 1551 and encodes 516 amino acids. Gene Ontology annotation, biological process: regulation of DNA damage checkpoint. Gene Ontology annotation, cellular component: nucleus. Gene Ontology annotation, molecular function: protein binding; DNA binding.
AUGCCUCCCAAAAAGCCCGGUGAGAUGUCCGCGUUCGAGCGACGACGUCUCGAAAACAUCGCGGCCAACAAUGCUAUCCUCAAGGACAUCUCAAAAACGGCGGCCAAGAUCCUGCCGCAAAAGCCUAAAGUGCCGACACCUAAAAGAUCUUCCGCACCACGAGUCCGACGAGAGCAGCCAAAACGUGAGCCUGCCCGGCCGGUUCGGAUGAGCUCCCGGCUUGCGGGGAUCGAUGCCGAGCAAAUCAAGGUGAAGCGCGAGCUUGACCUGGUGGACACUGGCGCUGCAGACCGGCCGGCAAAGAAAACAAGAGUCAGUGGAGACCUGAAUCUGGGAGAAAUACUGGUAGAAGGCCGCAAAUUCUCUGGCGCCGAUGCCCUUGCCAGCUUGAAGUUCAGAGGCGCUGAGCCGGGCGUGAGGACCUUCUUCAAGGAGGAUGCUGAGGAUGUGGACGACUCCUCGCUGAAGGACAUGCGAGAGCAGAUGAGCUCAUUGCAGAUAUACGACAAAUGGGAGGUUAAUGAUAUCAAAAUCGUACCUCAGCGAAUUUACUCGAUGGGAUUUCACCCAACGGAGGAGAAGCAAAUCAUCUUUGCUGGAGACAAGGAAGGCGCUAUGGGCGUCUUUGACGCCAGCCAGGAGAAAGAAGUGCCAGAUGACGAUGACGAAGAUGCCCACAUCCCUGAUCCGGUGAUAGCUGCCUUUAAAACACAUGCUCGAACAAUAUCGACUUUCCACUUCUGCCCCACAGAUGCCAAUGCGGUAUAUUCUGGGUCAUACGACUCGUCGAUCCGCAAGCUAGACCUUGACAAGGGCAAAUCAGUAGAAGUCUGGGCCCCCUCAGACCCUAGCGAUGAUAUGCCGAUCAGUGCUAUUGAUAUGGCUUCUAACGACGGCAACGUCAUCUUCUUCUCUACACUGGAUGGACAAUUUGGGAAACACGACAUGCGAAUGAAGGCAGAUGACGCAGAAAUAUGGAGGCUGACGGAUCACAAGAUUGGUGGCUUCAGCUUGCAUCCGGCACAGCCUCACCUUUUUGCUACUGCGUCGUUGGAUCGUACGCUUAAGAUCUGGGAUCUACGCCGUAUCGCUGGAAAAGGCGAUCUACGGCACCCAAGCCUGGUCGGUGAACACGAGUCUCGUCUCUCAGUAUCUCACGCCUCAUGGAGUGCCGGUGGUCAGAUCGCGACCUCAAGCUAUGAUGAUACUAUCAAGAUCUACGACUUUGCGGAUGCUGGGUCAUGGGCCGUGGGUCACGAUAUAUCAGAUAAAAAGAUGAAGCCCACUCAUACAAUUCGUCACAAUAAUCAGACGGGACGAUGGGUCACAAUUCUCAAACCGCAGUGGCAGCUGCGGCCGAAAGACGGCAUUCACAAAUUUGCGAUUGGCAACAUGAACCGCUUUGUCGACAUCUUUUCUGCUGAUGGUACUCAACUUGCCCAACUGGAAGGAGACGGCAUCACAGCGGUGCCUGCCGUUGCACACUUCCACCCAACGCGCAACUGGGUUGUUGGCGGCACUGCUAGUGGCAAAGUGUGUCUCUGGAUGUGA